Besnoitia besnoiti is the source of this 3270-nucleotide messenger RNA. RefSeq lists its product as uncharacterized. Gene Ontology annotation, cellular component: membrane. The coding region runs from base 1 to 3270 and encodes 1089 amino acids. Lineage: Eukaryota; Apicomplexa; Conoidasida; Eucoccidiorida; Sarcocystidae. The transcript has a single exon. Gene Ontology annotation, molecular function: lipase activity. The record is from RefSeq and is a predicted model, not a curated record.
AUGGGGAAUCUCCAGGGCAGCAACAGGAAGCCUGCGGCGCUGGACGACUACUCCACAACGUUGUCUGCUGCGCGUGAAGGGUGGGAGACGGCUGAGCGGGACGAGGCGUGCCGAUUUAUGUCUCUUGUGGCGCCCAUAACCGACGGGGUCGAGUUCCCCUACGACAACAAACCCGAGCACGGCUCCUUUGUGAACUUGCAAGGUCUCCACAUUCAUACAUACAUAUGGUAUCCUGCGAUAAAGAACCACAGCAGAGGCGACCCGACGCUGGCGGACGCCGCUGGCGGCGCCUCGGCUCUUCUGCGCAACGGGUCCGCAUCGCAUGCUCGGGCAGCCUCUCCUGCGAAGGCAGACAGGCCGGUGUCGCCGUUCUCCGGUCAAGACAAACUGCAGAGGGAGCAGCAGCGAGCCGCCAGCACCGCUGUGAGUUAUUUCGCGUCUCGCUCUGGCGCGACUGCAUGCGCCUUUCAGCGCGCCUUCUCGGCGAGCGGCGGCGCGUCGUUCACGAAAUCGGCGCCGAGUGCCUCGCCGGCCGGCCCGCCGCUGGAUCAGGUUUUGCUUGACAAGGCCGACGCUGCCUCGGCUUGCCGAGGCGUCGUCAUCCUGCUCCAUGGGUACUGCAAUCAUUCUCGCCUAGCCUGGCUCUCCAAGCAGUUGCCGCACGACCAUGCACGCAGGGACCCCACAGUCGUCGGCUACGGAAUCCAUUCGACUGCCUCCGCGCCUCGAUCGGCCUCCUCGAAAUUCUCAACGGGGGAGGCCCAGCAGCGUCGCACGCCCGCGACAGCGGGGCAUGGGGGCUCGGCUGUGUCAGGUGCAAACGCAUGCGCGGAAAACAAGCCUGGAAAGGGAAAGACAGCGGAGGAUGGGGCCUCUCGGCGAACUCAGGACGAGGUGGAUAGACGGGUGCCGUCGAAGUUGAGCAUCCAUGCUGAAGAAAGUGGAAACGGAGACGGCGACACAGGGCACCUGAGUGAGGCGCUCUCAGACCAGCACGCCUCUGCAGCGUGGCACAUCCACUAUCGAGGGAGCUGGGUGGAAGCACUGAACAAAGCAGGAUUCAUCGUCGCGGCCAUGGACUUCCAGGGCCACGGCUUUUCGCAAGGGUGGCAGGGGAAGCGGGCCAGUGUAAACCGUCUGGAUGACUUUGCACUCGAUGUCAUUCAGUUCACUGCCAUCGUGCGGCGCCGCUGCCAGUACCUCCGCGCGGUGUAUAGACACCACUGCAGCCAAGGAUGCGGAAGAGAGACGAACUCAGGGGACAGUCAUUCCGAAGGGGAUAAACGAGCAGAUGCCGAGACAGCAAAGGAAGCGGCGACUCCAGGUCACGAGACGAAGGCGACCGACGCCACACGGGAAGACCACGCCCACGAACGCGACAGGGGAGUCGAUGAGGACGGCAAUGUGCCGGUCUUCCUCGUAGGGCUUUCUCUGGGCGGAUGGGUCGCGGCAAGGACCGUUCAACUUCUUGGCGACGCUAAGGCUCUCGCCUCGCUCUCGUCGGUAUGUGACCUGAAUGCCCCCCUCCCUCCCCUCCCCGGCUUUUCGGGAAAGACGCCAGAAACGCGUGAUUCUUCGCCUUCUGUCGGUGCCUCUCGGCCGUCGCCCACUUUCGGCAGCGUGUCUGGCUGCGUUCUUCUUUCUCCCAUGCUCGACCUCUCCUUCGUUAAGGCUGCAUCGAAGUAUCAUAUCUACCGUCCUGUCCUCGGCCGCCUGGCGGAGUGGACGCCAAACAUGGUUGUUUCCCGGCCGCACCCGAAUUUGCAGUAUCCAUACUUGGAGGCCUACAUGCAGAGAGACAAAUACACGUACAAGGGCGGCUCGCGCGUCCGCAUGGUCAGAGAAAUGUUUGAGGGCACUGAAGCAAUUCUUCAGCCGGAGUGCCUCUCGCUAGUAUCGGAGACCACCUGCGGAGCCCUGCUCAUCAUCCAUAAUCUUUUGGACGACACCUGCGGUCUGGAGGGCAGUCUGCGGUUCUUUCACGGAGUCGACAGGGUCAGCGAUAAAAUCUUCUUGGCCGUAAACGCGCACGUGGCUGGCUCGCCCGCAGCCGGAAAGGCUCGGUGCCCUUCGAGGCUCGCAAACGACAGCCAGGGGCGAUCUGUAGGCAUAUACGAGGCGGAGGACGUGCUGCUGGCUACCCCGGCGGCCACGGCGCUUGAACAGGAAGCUGCGUUACUGCAUGCGCGCCAAGGGGCGGGCCAGGGGCAUGGCAGUGCUGAUGAGCGCGAGGCUGUACACGGCAGCGAGUGCCGUGGAGGCGGCGUGAGAGAAUGCGCCGAACAGCAAACCGAGAGGCAGCAGAACGGGGUACAUUAUCAAGAGAGUGAGUCUCCGAAGCCCCACUCGCAGGAACAGCCCCGAGAACUGGCAAGGGCGCCGAAAGACGGGUCGGGCGGGAAGGAGCCUCGAAGCGAGGAGGCGGAGAGCCAAGGCAGGGCGGGGGACUGCACCCACGAGCUGCAGAGGACGCUCCCUGAGGCAGUCACCUCGACUGAAGGCGAAGAACGCGAGGUUGAGAGACUUGACAAGGAACAACCGGCGGAAGUAGAAACGACGAGCCGACGAGGUAAAGAGAUCGAGGAGUGUGGAAGUGCUGAGGAGUGCCCUCAGCUGAAGACAGGGGACAGAGCCCCGGUGCCGGAGCGGAGCCCAGGCGAGAUGGGAGUCGACGCCCUGGGCGACGAAAAGCACGAGGAUAGGGAAACGACCGUGGACGGCGGAGAAGCCUCGCACGCGCAGCCGAGGAGGAGGGCUCUGCUCUCCUAUGACGAAGAGGGCUCGAGGGUGGCAACUGAAAGUGACCGCAGCCCCCGAGCGUGCCGCGUGAGCCAGUCGCUCGCCAUGUCAACGUCGGUGGACUCCCGUCCAUCCGCAGGCGACUCAAAAAACGAAGCAAGUGGCGCGUUUUCUCUGCAGGAGGUGGCGUGGCCAUUCCACUCUGCGUCUUCCGGUGUUCAAAGCGUUGCCACUGAACCCGAAGGGCCGCGCGUUCUACCGAAGAAUUUGUAUGUCGAGUGCAAUGUGGAAGCCUCACUACUGGAGAAAGUACGGGCAUACGCCGACCCGCAGCUCCAUGGCUUAGAUUUACAUCAUUCCCUUCCAUCCGAACCCGAUGGCGAAAUGAUCCUUCGUCGCGUCAUGCAGUGGCUCCUUCAGCAUGCGCCAGACGAGCUGCAUCGCGGACAGGAGGGCGCGCAGAACGAGCGACAGGGGUUGCUGCGCGGGGGCCACGAAACUGGAUGUGCGGCUGCGUCUCGAGCCCCAUGA